Melopsittacus undulatus (budgerigar) is the source of this 4245-nucleotide messenger RNA. It is a transcript of the gene SYTL2, whose product is annotated as synaptotagmin like 2. The transcript has 13 exons. Gene Ontology annotation, cellular component: exocytic vesicle; plasma membrane. Gene Ontology annotation, biological process: exocytosis; intracellular protein transport. NCBI's taxonomy places the organism in Eukaryota, Metazoa, Chordata, Aves, Psittaciformes, Psittaculidae. Gene Ontology annotation, molecular function: small GTPase binding; neurexin family protein binding. Bases 230 to 3235 code for a protein of 1001 amino acids. The record is from RefSeq and is a predicted model, not a curated record.
UCUUGUUGAGGAGCAAGAUGCUAAAGCCACUUUAAAGCCUGACAAAAAUGCUGAUGAACUCAAAGUGGCUGAUGAACCUGUGUCAAAAGUUGUAGAUUGGUUUGAAAGAAGUUCUGAUGUUGAAGAUGGGAAAUUUGUGUCAGCUACAUCCCAAGACAGGGAACCCGAAGAGGAAGUGGGCUUCUCAGCCAGAACAGCAGUUCUUCUUUCAGAACACAGAGGGCCCAGCAUGGCUGGAAAAACAGGAGUUACAGAAGAGUUACUGUCUGGAAAGAUUAAAAAACACAGCAGUAUUUCACCUACAUCACUUAGGUCAGGAGGUACACAACUGAUUACAGAGAGGAUAAAACCUAAGAAAGAGGAAGAGAAUGAGGAGCAAAAUGGCAAAUCACUAACUGAAUUUGACUGCACAAAAGUUGAAGAAGAACAUGGUCAAGAAAGCAAGCGACAAAAUGAGAAACCAAAUCUCUUGGAACAUGAAGAAGACAAGCUACCAGCUGAGAAAUGUGAGUCAGAGAAGGCAAUAAGAGCAAGAAGAAGAAUAAGGGAGAUCAGAGCAUUCUGGGAAAGGAGUCAAACUACUCCUAGUCAUGGAGAGAAAGAAGUUAGUGUCAAUACUAAUGCAUCGGGUGAUGGUGCAUUGCGAGGUCUUGGGGUAAGUGACAAAAUAAGAGCAACUGCAGCGUGUGUAUCUAAUGGAUUGGAUGAUCAAAGGAAGAAUACACCAACAAGUGUUGAACCAAGUUGUGCAAGCCGGGCUUCAGAAAAUGAACAUCAAAACUCUUUUGAGUUUAGACCAGGCCAUGCAGCUGGAAAGACAGAAAGAACAUUUCCACCUGAUGAAGUUCAUGAAUAUACAGAAUUACCAAAGGCUGGUGACUUGCAGCCAAGGGUUGGUGCCACUUCAGCUUCCCCACAAAGCAAAGACAAAAAUGAGAAAGAAGCACUUAAAAGAAAAGCUUCUGCUUCCUCCCAACAGAGACCCAACUUCCAGAUUUUGUCUUUAAAAGAGAAAAUCAAUGAGAAGUCCAAGAAUCGAAUUUCGGAUCCUUUGCAGUUCCAGAGUUUGAGAAACUUCUGGGAUACUGGAGCUAAAUUAGAGAGUAGCAUUGACAGGGGAGAUGUUUCUUUGCCGAAUAACACUAGUUCAAUAACCCAUGAGAGAAAAUCAAAGGAAAAUGAAGAAGGCAGAGAUAAUGUGAGCAAGGAAGAGUUAAUCCAACAACAAACCCAAAUGUCUGAGAGAGAGAACCCACAGGAACCUGAUUCUGUGCUAUGUGAACUGCCUCUAGGAUCUGCUACUCUGAAAGCUCAGAAUGUGACACGGGCAAUGUCACAGCUGGACAGAAAGGCGGUCAUCUCAAAACCCAAGGAAAAGAUGGGUCUUCCAGAGCAAGAAGUUAAAGAAUGUGUAGAAAAAAGUAUUGUUUCAUCGAAAGAACAUCCUGUUUUGUUGCAGUUGAUCCAACCGCUUGGAGAUAAAGAUGCUUUAAAGACAACACCAGUAGAUGAUUGUCUAUGUUUACCCACAGAAAAAAUGAAGAAGACUUCUCCAUUGGGUAUCAGUCUCCCUAAAGAGGAAGUUGCAGAGACUGUGGAUAAAAUGGUUCUACCUAAAGCUGAGCUGGAUGUAUUUAAAUUAGGCCUAAAGAAGUUAGAAAAGGAAGCCUCUGAGAUGUCAUCUAGAUUGAACCUAAAAGAAAACACUUUGAGACAGCCAACUCUUCACUCAGAUCAGUGCAAGGUCUUUGAAAGAACAGUAGAACAAAGCCAUGACUCUUGUCCUGCUGCUCAAAAAGAAGAAAUAGGCGAAAGAACAGGAAAAGUGAAUGUGCCAUCAACAGGUUCAGAAGAAUUAAACCCUGUUUUGCUGGCUUUGAAAAGGAGUACAGAUAGGAAAAUGCCUUCCAAAAGUCUGGAGGACAUUCCAUCAGCCACCUCAAAUAAAGGAAAAAUAAAUAAUCCAAUGGAAGAAUUAGCUCUUAGUGCUGAAGAUGGUUCGAAACCUGAUCAGCAUCAAGAGAGGAAUGAAAAUGCCAUGGGAAUUUCCACAGUGCCUUCACAGCCUGACAAGCUGUUUUCCAGUCCUGAAAAACUCAAAGGACUGAGCAAGUCGGUACCAUCAUUCCUCCAGGAAGAGAGUGAUGACAGAGAGACAGAUACAGCAUCAGAAAGCAGUUAUUCACUUGGCAGGAUCAAGAAGAGUCCCAGCUCUCUAACCAAUCUUAGCGGCUCCUCUGGCAUGGCCUCCUUAUCCUCUGUGAGCGGAAGCCUCAUGAGCAUCUAUAGCGCAGACUUUGGCAAUGUUGAUGUGAAGGGGAACAUCCAGUUUGCCAUUGAUUAUGUGGAACAGCUGAAGGAGCUCCACAUCUUUAUUUGCCAGUGCAAAGACUUGGCAGUGGCAGACAUUAAGCGCCAGCGUUCAGACCCGUAUGUAAAGACCUACCUGCUUCCGGAGAAAUACAAGCUGGGCAAAAGGAAGACUUCUGUCAAAAAGAAAACUUUUAAUCCUGUCUAUAAUGAAAUAUUGCGGUAUAAAAUUGAGAAGGACCUCCUAAAGUACCAAAGCCUCAAUAUCUCUGUGUGGCACAAUGAUACCUUUGGGAGGAAUAGUUUCCUUGGUGAAGUGGAGCUGGAUUUAGGAACGUGGGACUGGAAUGAGAAAUCCAGCAAGCAGAUCAACUGGUUUCCACUCAAGCCAAGGACUUCAACAAUGACUCUUCAAGUAGAAAACAGAGGGGAGAUGAAACUGGCCCUUCUGUAUGUCCCACACCCUGCUGGAGGGAAAAAGACUGUACCUACUGGUGAGGUCCACAUCUGGGUGAAAGAAUGCCAUGACCUUCCUCUUCUGAGAGGCAAUAGGCUCAACUCUUUUAUUAAGUGUACAAUUCUGCCAGACACCAGCCGAAAAAGCCGCCAGAAAACAAGAACAGUGGCAAAAACUACAAACCCCAUAUUCAACCACACCAUGGUCUAUGAUGGCUUUAGACCAGAAGAUUUGAAAGAAGCCUGUGUAGAACUCACAGUCUGGGACCACAACAAACUGGCCAACCACUUUCUGGGAGGUCUAAGGAUAGGCCUUGGAACAGGCAGAAGCUAUGGGACUACAGUAGACUGGAUGGAUUCUACUUCAGCAGAAACUGCCCUCUGGGAGAAGAUGAUGAACUCUCCAAACACUUGGAUAGAAGACACGCUACCUCUCAGGAUGCUAAUGGUUGCAAAGUUGACAAAAUAAGGUGGCUUUUUAAUUGCUAGUGUCCAAAAGAAACCUUGGCAAUAAAAUUAAAGGUGUAGGGGUGAAACUUGGAAGAGGAACACAGUAGUUCUUUGACAAUCUCUGCUCAGCUGCUCUUCUGGUUUUGUGCUGUCAAAUGUCAUGUCAUGUUUCAAAUUAAGUAUCUGCCUGGAGAUUAGUAUGUAAAUUUAAGGGAUUCUUUCACUUCUUACUCACUGAAAAGGAGUUAAAGAAAGAAGGUACUUAAAGAAUUCAGUGGUAGAGGUAGCUAUGAUACCUGGAUGCUUGUGUUGCCAAAUAGAAGUGAUCCAGAGUCAACUCUUUCUCUACACCCCAGGAUUGUUCAUGAGGUGUUCUUAAUAAGACAGCAACAAGUUGCAUUUUGUUGAUGCUCAUAGGGUGUGUUGUAUCCUCAUCAUGCCAUGCCGGGUCCUUCAGUUGCAGUUGUACAUUUCUAGGCUAUGAAAGUCACUUCUACAGUGAAAGCAGCAUGAGGGACACUGACAGUGUCCUACCUGGCAAAGUGCAGAGGACUUUCAUGUAUGUACUAUAAAAAUCAGGGUUAUAGAACUUUGCUUUUAUGUGUCUUGUUUUGCUCAUGUACAGUCCUCACUUUUAAAUGCUGGAGGCACGGAAGCGAACCUUCUUUUUUUUAUUCAGAUACUACUCUAAAGGAUCUAAACCUGCCAAUUUUAGUGAUGACCAGUGUGUUGGGUAUUUAUUCUGUAAGGAAUACUCAGCUGUAUCGAUAGCCAUGAGCUCUGUUUGGCUAUAAUUUAUCUGUGCUUCAGCGCCACCGUUAGGAGAACACUGGGGUUCUGGUGGCUUUGGUUUAGGGAGCUUUGCAGUACAGCGAGUAGGACUGGGACCUGCAGAAAUGCAUGUUAUUAGAGUAAAAUAAAUGCAUAAAAUACUAAAUGUAUUACUUUUUUAAUAAAAGAAGCCUAUUAAAGCUAAAUAGGAAUUUAGUGUUUAUUAAACCCCAGUGGUUUAUGCUAGCAACUCAGCAU